GCAGGCAGAAGACAGUGCCAAGGUGGCACGGGGCUGGCCAUGUGCCUGGUCUGUGGUGGUGUUUGCAGCAUGCCAGACACCACGAGGUGUUACUCGGAGGACCCAGACCCCCGACAGAGCAUCUUGAAGGCUUUGGAAGCCAACUCCUGACCUGGAAGCAGCCAGAAUCUGGGUACCCCCAACCAACCCCCGCCCUGGACUCAGAGCCCCACCACCACCGGUGAGUCUUGGCUCUGCUUAUAGCAUCUGACGCCAGAGGGGCUGAAAAUAGCCCCUGGAGGAGGGUGGGGGAGAAGGGGUCUAUUUAAAGGGCUCUGGAGGAGCAGGGCAUAGCAGAGGGAGCAAGAAAGAAUCAUGGCCACUUCAGAGCUGAGCUGCCGAGUGUCUGAGGAGAACCAGGAACGCAGGGAAGCCUUCUGGGCUGAGUGGAAAGACCUGACUCUGUCUACCCGGCCGGAAGAGGGAUGCUCCCUGCAUGAGGAGGAUACACAGAGGCAUGAGACCUACCAUCGGCAGGGACAGUGUCAGGCUGUGGUACAGCGCUCGCCCUGGCUGGUGAUGCGCCUGGGUAUCCUCGGCCGUGGGCUGCAGGAAUACCAGCUGCCGUACCAGCGGGUGCUGCCCCUACCCAUCUUCACCCCCACCAAGGUGGGAGCCGCCAAAGAGGAACGCGAGGAGAUCCCCAUCCAGUUGCGGGAGCUGCUGGCCCUGGAGACAGCCCUGGGCGGCCAGUGCGCGGAGCGCCAGGACGUGGCCGAAAUCACCAAGCAGCUCCCCCCUGUGGUGCCAGUCAGCAAACCUGGGCCCCUGCGGCGUACCCUGUCUCGAUCCAUGUCUCAGGAAGCUCAGAGAGGCUGAGAGGGGACUGUGACUCGGGCUCCACUGUGUCUGUCUUGGGCUGGGCACUUCCUGGCUAGGACGAUGGAGGAGAACUGCUGGCCAUGGCUGCUUUGUAGUUUGCCCAGAGGUGGGGGCUAUGGGAGGAGGGAGCCAGAGGCCAGGAUGCCUAGGUGUCCUGAGUUCCCACAGGGAGGGGAGCGAGGAUGUGGGCACUAGGGGUGAAGAGCUGAGCACGCUCAGCCCCAGAAGAAGGGACAAGAGAUACUGGGGAGAGCGAGAGUGAGAGGCCCCUAGAAAUGGCCUGUUCAGUGACAGAGCUGGAGUAGAAGGAUGUGGAUGGUUCUGGGAAGGUGGCUUGGAGACUGGAAGGAGGGGAUGUGAAGAGGGGAUGUGAAGCCGGGCAGGCCCUCAGCUCCCUCUCUUAGCACUGCAAUAAAUGCUCAGCCAUGUCCCAGG
This is a messenger RNA of Grammomys surdaster, 1296 nucleotides long. RefSeq names its product titin-cap (gene Tcap). Gene Ontology annotation, biological process: skeletal muscle thin filament assembly; skeletal muscle myosin thick filament assembly; cardiac muscle contraction. NCBI's taxonomy places the organism in Eukaryota, Metazoa, Chordata, Mammalia, Rodentia, Muridae. Gene Ontology annotation, molecular function: titin Z domain binding; structural constituent of muscle; protein-macromolecule adaptor activity. Gene Ontology annotation, cellular component: Z disc. The transcript is spliced from 2 exons. Bases 355 to 858 code for a protein of 167 amino acids. The record is from RefSeq and is a predicted model, not a curated record.